Molecule: messenger RNA, 2746 nt
Organism: Vombatus ursinus (common wombat)
Lineage: Eukaryota; Metazoa; Chordata; Mammalia; Diprotodontia; Vombatidae
Gene: PHF21B
Product: PHD finger protein 21B
Exons: 14
Coding region: 1-1530 (509 amino acids)
Source: RefSeq, a predicted model, not a curated record
AUGGAGCUCCAGAGCCUCCAGGAGGCGUUAAAAGUGGGGAUCCAGGGUCAUCAGAACGGCGACCUUAAGAAACAGCUCCCAGAGAGGCAUUCCCGGAUAGCGGCCCUUAACCAGAGACAAGUAAGGCUGGCUCCUGCCGUUCUUCACUCAUCUGCCGGUCCUGAGGCCUUGGGCACCAUUGCGGCAGUACCCAUUAAAGUUCCUCAGGUCAGCUCCUUGCACAGGUUGGCGGGGCAAGGACCAGCAGCGCUACCUCAGGUCAGGCCAAAGACCCUGAUUCCCGACAGCCUUCCCAUCUCCCCAUGCCGAGAGCGCCCAUCCAAGCAGACACCAAGCUUCCAGAAGGCCACUGUCGUCAGCAUCAAAAACCCCAGCCCGGCCCUCCCCACCGCCAACAACACCGUCAGCCAACCUGUGGCGGAGCCUGCUGCCCUCACCUCCCCCCUGAGUGGGGCUGGGGUCGCCUACGCCAUCAUCUCCACGUCCCCCAGCAAUGCCGCCUCUCCCAUCAAACCCAGCUCUACCCCUGCCACCGCUGCUGCCGCCGUCUCCAUGGUCAGCGACAGCAUCAAAGUCCAGCCUCUCCUCAUCAGUGCCGACAACAAAGUCAUCAUCAUUCAGCCUCAAGUUCAGACCCAGCCCAACAGCAAGGCAGAGGCGCCAAAGCCUCCAGAAGAGUUGUCUCAGGGAGCCCAGGCCUCUAAAAGGAAGAAAGAGGCAGCUCCUGAUGUCCAGGAGAAUCCAGAGAAAAUCGCCUUCAUGGUGGCCUUAGGCCUGGUCACAGCUGAACACCUGGAAGAAAUCCAGAGCAAGCGUCAGGAAAGGAAGAGGAGAAGUACGGCGAACCCAGCAUACAGUGGACUCCUGGAGACUGAGCGGAAACGCCUGGCAUCCAACUGUUUAAACAGCCCUUUGUUCCUGUCAACAAGAGCCAAUGAGGAGCCCUGCUGGAAGAAUGAGAUCUCCCAUGAGGAGGUGUGUGUGAUAUGUAAGAGAGGCACCGACCUGCAGCCCUGUGGCACCUGCCCGGGGGCCUACCACCUCAGCUGCCUCGAACCCCCACUCAAAACCACACCCAAGGGUGUCUGGGUGUGUCCCAAGUGCCAAGAGAAGGUGUUGAACAAAGAUGAAACUGUGCCCUGGACGGGGAUGUUAGCCAUUGUUCACUCCUAUGUCACCCACAAAACAGUCAAAGAAGAGGAGAAGAGAAAGCUCCUAAAAAGGAGCAGUGAACUGAAGAGUGAGCGCAGACAGCUGGAACAGAAGGAUCGGCUCCUGAACACGGCCGUGAAGAAAUGCCUGGAGCUCAAGACCAGCCUGCUCACCCAGCGGAAGGGAGCCCAGUCAUCCCUGGAGCGGCUCCGGGUUCUCCUCCGGCUGAUACAGAACGAGCAGAUGCUUCAGGUCACCAUGACCACCGCCACCGCCUCUGCCUCCUCGCUGCUGGCUGUGCCUUGGAUCAAGCCAGCUGCCACCUCUGCCACCAUGGCCAUGCACACAGCCCUCCAGCAGGCCCAGGGGAACAACUGAGGCCCAGCAAGGAGUGGACCCCAUGGGGUCCCUUUGACUUCUUUUGCUACUGAUGUAUUUUUCUCCUGGCGUUUGGGGGCGUGAUGGAGCAUAGACCAGACAUUGGAGCUUUUCGGCAGGAUUUGAGGCUUUCAAUCAUUUGACUUUGGGGUUGGAGCCUUGGGGGGGGGGUUGUUGUUUUUCCUUUGAAAGAGCCAAUAAAUAUUCCAUUUUUUCCGUUUCUUGCCAGUAUGGACACUAUGCCAAAAAAUACUUUUACAUUUUUGUACUGUGUUUUUAUUGCAAAGAUAUUUAAUGUGAAGGAAAAAAAAAUCGCUGCUCUUUCCCUGCAGGGCCAAGGCUGCUCUGGCCCAGGAUAAAGGUUGGCCUGCCUCUGGGGGAGAGAGGCGAUCCCAUUGGAGGGAUCCAGAGACUCUUUCUAAGGUUGGGGGGGUGGGGCGGAUCAGGGAGGAGGAAGAGGAGGAGGACUGGGUUGGGACAUUUCAAGGGUCUGCAAGCCCUGAGUCCUUUGGCCAUUAAACGUCAUAGUGGCAAGAACAUUCAUGAGAAAACCCUCCAGCCUCCGAGUGUUUCACAAGCAAGUACUGCUGAGAGUCCACGGAUCAGCCCUGGGACCUCCUGAGGCCAACGUUGAGAUGAACCUGGGACUCACCAGCGUCUGCCUGGCUGUUGCCAAUCCUUGUCAUGUCCACCCACUCAGAUGUUCCACAUGGCCUCUGGACGGGUUGUGGGACAAGGGUCUGCCACAUCCGAAGAUCCCAUGGUGCCAUAUCCCAUGAGCCGCUCCCAGGCGCCACCAGCCAGGGGCUUGGUCUUCAUUAACCCGCCAGCUGAAGACAGCCCAUGGGCCCUGCAGCCAUUUUCACCAUUCCGGGAGAAACUGUGCAGAACGUAUGAUACAGAUCUAUUUUAAUACACAACACUGGAUUGAACAAGAUUUUUAUAUUCUUUUAUUGACGAACAAAGUGGAUUAAAGAAAUGCCAUCAUUAUUGUUGGUGAUCGUAUGCCAAUAUUUAUAUGCAUCACAAGGGGGCUUGCAGUGGGAACUUUGGUUCCAGUUUCACGGUAUUUUCUUUCUUCUUGGGGUGGAUCUGAUGGGAACAUUAGAAGGCGGGCCACAGGUGGCGACUGGUGCCACUGGUGCUGCGUCCUGGGACUGGUCAUAUGUAGGCUUUGGUUUUCAUUUUCAUUUUUCCGCUUUGGUUUGGUUUUGCA